Molecule: messenger RNA, 1377 nt
Organism: Polistes dominula (European paper wasp)
Lineage: Eukaryota; Metazoa; Arthropoda; Insecta; Hymenoptera; Vespidae
Source: RefSeq, a predicted model, not a curated record
AAAAAUAAAUAAAUAAAUAAAAUGAAAGAGCUUAUCACAAGGCGUUAGUCAUUGAGAGAAAGAGAAAAGACGUUUCAAGUGUACGCCUAGUACCCGUAUGAAUGGAAGGGGAAAUUAUCAAGGACAAGGAGGCACGAUACUAAAGGAGAGUGAGAGGGAAGUUGUAGGAAAAUGCAGUGGUAGGGAAGAGUAUAUAGAACGAAAAAAGGUAAAGAGAGAGAAAGAGAGAUCGAUAGGCUAAACAUACGUGCCGUCAACAAGGCUCGUCAGUUUAAAACAAGACGUUCGAGAAGACUUUACAUUCGUACGUUGUUCAGUAAUCGUAACUUAGCAAUAUUACUAUUGUUAUCGUUAUUCAAGAAAAAUAUUAACAAAUACGAUCUCUCAAAGAAAACAAUAAUUACUGAAAGAUCUAAGAAAGAUCUAAAAAAGAUCUAAGCUUGUCUCCUCGGCUAAUGUAAUAAGAAAAACACGUAAAAUAGUAGACAAAUUUUUAAAAGAACAAGAGGAAAAAACAGAAGGAGGAGAAGGACAAGAAUUUUUAGAGCACAGAGAAAUAAUAUAUCCUUGAGUUUGAAUAUCUGCAAGAAACAUGCCAUUGAGUUAACUAUGCUAAUUGUUACGAGCUAAUUGUGAUACUAGAGUAGAAAGAAGUAGUAACUCAAAUGCUUGCGAAACUCAUUUGAGAAUAUAUCAUAUAUAAACACAUAGAAUAACAAGAAAGCUAUAAAUAUUCGACAGAGAAAUAAAUUACUAUGGAUCUCGUCUAUAUUCCUGAGGUAUUAACUUAUGGAUCAUUCAGGAGCCCAUUAUAUCAUGAUUUCGAGCAACCUUGGAACAAGAAUUAUUUUGGACAUGACCGAUCGACUAGAUGCCAGCGUCUUCAAAAUACACAACAACAUCAUCAACAUCAACAACAACAACAACAACAACAACAAAUAAUACCCCAAGAAUAUCAUCACCAAGAAGGAAAAAAGACAUCAAAAAAUUGUCAUCUAUGUCGAGAAAAUAGACGACGAAGUCUCGCACUUUACAUAAGAGAAAAAUCCAGAAAAAGUUUUUGUCAUGAAAUUCAUGAGGAAAUUGAAGAGAUCGAUGAUGAGGAAAAUCAAAUCGUAAAUAACGAGAUAAACAAAUCGAUCGAUAAAGCCCAUGACAUUAAUGUAUCGUCCGUUAAUAACGAUCAGAGAUUGUUCAAAGCGGAAGAAAAGUUUGCAAAUAAAUGCAUGACGCAAAAGUGAAAUGUCCCGAAGAUUACUCGUGCCGUCCAUUACUCGUACGUUCAGAUUUUUUCAUCCUAAAUUCUAAGACUUUAAUUAAAAAAGGAAGAAGAAGAAAAAGAAGAAGAAGGAGAAGAGAUAAAGAAAACGUAUUGUA